GAGCUCAUUGUUUGAGAUGUACAGGACUGGCGCAGGAGGGCGUAGAGUACCUGUGACGAGGAUCGCGCGCGCACACGCAGAACAGCGACAUCACAGCAGAGUUCAUUCCGCGUCUCUGCUCUGUCUCACGAUACUUGGCUUUAAACUAACUACUAGACGACUUUCCUGCGUUUUUGCACGAUUUGUGACGAAAGGCAUUUCAAGUGAAGCGCCUGAGGGAAAGAAAGCUGUUUUAUUUUUUUAGGGAAGAAGAGUAAAACAGCAGCAUUUGUGUAUACCAUAGGAAACGGAGGGGUGAGCAGCAGUCUGGUACUCACCCCUCCUGGUCAGACUGUUGAUGCUGAAGAUGUUGACCCAUAGUACAUGUCUGCUGUUCUUCAUGUUGCUGGCUGUUGUGUCCACUCUGUGGGGUUACCCCUUCAGACCCCCGCUAGACCUGGAUGUCACCCCCAGAACUACAGUCCUCUCCAACGGGCUGUUGGGCCUCAGGCGCUUCAGAGGCUCGACACUGAACUACAGUUUAUUGCUGCUGGAGGAGGAGGCAGGCGUGCUGUACGUGGGAGCGAGAGGGGCUUUAUAUGCCCUGCAGGCUAGUGACAUCUCCAGCAGCUCUCCGCAGACCAUUGACUGGGAGGCAUCAGAUGAUCAGAAGCAACAAUGCUUGAACAAAGGGAAAGAUAACAAGACAGAGUGCUACAACCACAUACGAUUCCUGCAGAGGUUCAACAGCACUCACUUGUUUACUUGUGGCACACAUGCUUUCAGCCCACUGUGUGCAUACAUUAAUGAGAGAAAUUUUAAGUUCUCGUCAGCCUUCGAGGAGGGUCGAGAGAAAUGUCCAUAUGACCCCACCAAAGGCUACACUGGCCUGUUGAUUGAUCAGCAGAUGUACACAGCAUCUCAGUAUGAGUUCCGGAGCUUUCCUGAUAUUCGACGUAACUCUCCGAAUCCCACACUGAGAACAGAAGAGGCUCCCACUCAAUGGCUACAAGAGGCUGAUUUUGUGGGCUCCGCGCUGGUGAGGGAGAGCGUCAGUAGCUCAGUGGGAGAUGACGAUAAGAUUUACUUCUUCUUCACCGAGAAGAGUCAGGAGCUCAGUCCAUACUUCAGUCACAGCAGAGUCGCACGGGUCGCUCGUGUGUGCAAGAGAGACAGAGGGGGUCUCCUCACACUGCAGAAGAAGUGGACCUCCUUCCUGAAGGCCCGUCUGGUGUGUUCUUUACCUGACUAUGAGUUUCACUUCAACGUGUUGCGGAGUGUGUUUUUUCUGGAGGGCUCCGGCUCUCAGGACUCUGUUUUCUAUGGCAUAUUUGGUCUGGAAUGGAAAAACGUAAAGGCGUCUGCUAUCUGCCAGUACUCGGUUUUGGAUAUCCAGUGGGCCUUUGAAGGUCCUUACAUAGAAAACAAAGAGGACUCCAGCUCCAAAUGGACCCAGUACACAGGGAAGGUGCCAGAACCACGACCUGGCUCGUGCAUCACAGAUGAUCUUAGAGCAAAAGGCAUCAACUCAUCCAUUAACCUGCCAGACAAUGUCCUUCACUUUGUCCGUCGCCAUCCACUCAUGUACAGACAGAUCCUUCCUCAAGAACAGCGCCCUCUGCUGUUUAGGAGGAAUGUGGACUACACCAAAAUUGCUGUACACAGAGUUACUGCUCUAGAUGGUCAGAUAUACCAUGUACUCUUCAUUGGGACAGACGAAGGUUGGCUGCUAAGGGCUGUGAAGGUUGUUGGUAAGCUGCACAUCAUUGAGGAGCUGCAGCUGUUUGAGGAACCCCAGCCAGUAGAAAGUAUAGUCAUCUCUGAGAAACAGAUGAGUGUGUAUGUGGGUUCGCCCACGUCAGUGGUGCAGUUGCCCUUGUCCACAUGCAGCAGAUACUCCUCGUGCUUUGACUGUGUGAUGGCGCGUGAUCCCUUCUGUGCCUGGGAUGGACUGGAGUGUGUGGAGAUUACAUCACAAAACAGAAGAGCCAAUCUGACACAAGAUAUUCUGAAUGGAAACCAGGGCUGUGAUGAAUCAACAGCAGAUGACCAAGUGUUACACCGCUCUCGCUCUGUGAUGGCGGGUGAUGACGUGCUGCUUCAGUGUGAGCUCAGCUCCAAUCUGGCAACCCCUGAGUGGAUGCUGAAUGGACAGGAACUUCCAGGUUAUGGACUGGACUCUGGUUACCGUGUCGGCACUGACGGUCUCCUGGUCAUCGAGGCACAGCCUUCCCAGAGCGGCAACUACUGCUGCUUUGCCCUGGAGAAUGGUGUCCAUGUUCCUGUGGUGAUCUACAGCUUGACAGUUCGCAAGGAGCUUCCCGUACCUCCUCCUGUUGAGCCAACACGGCCACGGUUGACCACAGCGAUCUACUGGACCAUUCAGUCUUCCAAAAGUGACCCCCCGGAUGACUCCCAUCCAACCCCAAUGUCUCCUCGCUUUGAGUUCCUAUCUGUAAAGAACAUGGAGGCCAUGUACCUCUCCCUAAUCACAAUUCUAGGCGGCCUGUGUUUCGUUCUAACAGUCAUCCUGAUUUAUAUGGGAUUCUGUUUGCAAGGACAGAGGGGUAAAUACUCUUUACGGGCUGCAGCUCGUGCCGAAAGAAAGCGAGGUGCCCACAUGGAGCUGAAGACCAUCUCCAGCCACUGCAAUGGGAAAUCAGACGCUCACGAUGGUCUGCUGCAGAUCGUCCCUGGAGAAGCAACAACGUCACCCAACAAAGAGCUUCCUCCUGCUCCACCUCCCCCACCGCCUCCAGAAUCAGAGUACGUCAAUGGACUCUCUGUCACUUUACCCAGCGUCCUACGCAAGAUGAAUGGCAACAGCUAUGUGUUGUUGAGACAGACAGAUGGAGACACCACGUCUCCACUCUAUUACUCCUUCACAGAGGAGCUCAACAGGAUCCUGGAGAAGAGGAAGCACACGCAGCUGUGUAGUAAACCUGAUGAGAGCUCGGUGUGAAAUCAGCCCACCCUGUGGAGAUGCGAUUGAACUCUCAAGUAUUCAAGGGCAGUGUCCUCGUAUAAUACCCCUUCUUCACCAAGACUAACUUUAACGAGAUUCUAAUGAGUAGCUACAGCUGCUUUUAUUGGAAGCUAAACAAAGCAUUGGUAUUCCUCUAAAAGGAGCAAGCUCCCUCUCCGUUUACAUUUCAGAUGUAGAGCUUGUGACUUUCAACAGACUGAGGAAAGCCUACUGAUCACAAAUAGCAAAGAAGAGACACAUACAAUGGAAAUUCUACCUCAGCAAACGGUACCGCACAGCUUUUGGCUUGUUUCGGCAUGCUUGCUUUCAAUUCGAGAACAAAAGAGCCCAUCUGGGGAAUCGAGUAAAUGAUUCACUCACUCCACACUGGUACCGGAAGAAACAUUUACAAGAGAGCAUUGUAAAAAAGCAACAAGAUGAACUCAAAUGGAGGUAGCGCACCAGGAUGGAGCGUGAAAACUCUAGCGCCGUCAAACACUGAAUGUCUUUGAUAUGCCUUUCAUUUUAAUAUUUUCUAAUUUAUGCCAACACUGACCAUAUCAGUAACAGCUUGUAUUAAUAAUCAUACUUAAAAAGAGCAGGGAUAACAGACUUUAAAAACAAUUAGAAAUGCGCUUGUAGUGUAAAUAUGGCAUUUAUUGUGGGAACCCAGGAAGAUGAUAGUAUUAACCACUGAGAUGCACUUUAUGGACCGGUAGCAUUUGUUUCCAGUGAAGUUGUGCUUAUUGUGACAGAUCUGGAGAAGGCGGAAUGGAUUACAAGGACGGGACCAUUGAGAAAUAUGUGAAAGAGACAAUUUGAAUUGACUCUGAAUUGAAACUGCUGUGAGAGGGAAGACUAAGUAUCUGUUUAACACUGAGAGGGGACCCCUAAAUGUGUCUGGAUUUUGUUUGUCUCAGAUCUGUAUGUCUCUUGUAGUAUAUUAAGUCCACAUGCACAAGAAAGAUUGUGAUUCCUUGUCAGAAUCCUUCAUCAGAAUUCCGAGGUUUCCAUGGCGACCGCAGAGGUAAAGCUGAUGCUGACCUUCUCAGAUUAUCCUUUUGACAUGACCAAUUUUUGCCAAACAGGUCUCAUAGUUUUAACAGGAAGAAGCGAAUUAGAACGACAUCAUGAAAUUAGGCUUCUGCUGCCAGUAAAUAAACUCAAUUCAAUUCUAGUCGGGACAUGAUGAACAAUGAGUAUUGUAACGUGGUGAUAUUGGGGGGUUUAAUUAUCCCCUACACUUCCAGUAAGUCCAUUAAACUGUUGUGCAAAUGUUCGUCCUGGAACUGCUCCAACUGCUCAGACUGCCCACACAUGCGUGCAAGAGCAUUUUGGCGUAUCUCCCACUAUACUUUAGGGGAGCGAAGCACCUGGUUCUGUCUGUUUAGAUCAGAAUAUGCAGAUUGCAGUGGAGCCGAGUGGAGAACAUUAAGGCCACAUGUUCAGAACAGAGCUGAGAUGAGCACUGCUGAUAGUGUAGUUUGCUCUCUCUCUCUAGUGCUUCAUGUUCAGACUUACUGGUUUUGGAGCUGGACUUACUUCUUCACUUUCUGUUUUUUUUCUUUCUUGAACAAUUCAAGAUGUCAUUAUUUAAAUAUUAAUCCUCAUGUCAUCGCAAAGUUGUAUAUUGUUAUUUUUACACAGAAGAAAUAUUUAAGUAUCUUUCUGUGGCUCUUUCUAUGCAAUUUAACUUUAUAGUGACUAAAAAGGAUAAAAUGAACUUGCAAAAAAUUUAAUAAAUAAUAAUAAUACUAUAAAAAAUACCUUUUUCUUCCUCAGAAUAUUUGUCUUGUUUUCCAGUAAAAAUAUCUAAAUAUUCUUAAAUGAAGAAAGAUUUACUAGAAAAUGCCUUAAAAUUAACUGAAUUUAUUCUUAAAGUAAGAAAAAUACACGUUUUACAUUUGAGUUAAGAUUAUUUUUCUUACCCCAUUGAUAGAUCUUUUUUUUGUUUCAAGUGUAGGAUUUUGAUAUUUGAUGUCUUGUUGUGUUCUGAAAAAAUUAUGUUGUUUUGCUUUUCAAGUAUAUGUAUCUUGAUUUAAUAAUACUGUGAUAUUUCUACAGGAAAACGAGACAAAAAUAUUAAGUAGGAAAAUAACAUUUGCAGUGUAGACAUACACCUCAUAUUCCAAAUCUUUUGAAGCCAGAUUCAAAAUGCUUUUCUUUUACGCAGAAGCAACAUUGUUUGAGCAGACCUCUUGUGAAGAAUAUAGCACACAACUCAUAUGGAUGAAUUUUAUUGUACCAUUUUUUGAGCUUGACAGAUUGUUUCCUGCCAUAAAUCAUUCAUGUUUUUUCCUCCAUCACCUCUCCCUCUCUGAAUCCUCCAAAACCCUCUUUUUUAUUUCCAUUUGACAAAUGGCUUUCAUGUCCGUGCAUACACCUCCAUCAUAGUGUCUAAUGAGAGCAGAAUAGAUCUGCACACCGUUCUGACCUCCGCUCUCCCAGAGGGUCACAGUCUGUGAUUAGAUGCUUGUCCUUGUUCAGUUCAUAUGGUCUGCUCCUGCAAUGUUUACAUCCCUUGAGUCUUAUAUUCCUGCGAGAGACGCACUCCUGCGGAUUCUUCUAACAUGCCAGAACAGGUUUGUGGACAAGAAAUAUCUCGUCUACUGCCCGCAUUCAAAGUGAGACUGACAGAGAAACAUCAAAAGAAAGUCUGGAGAACUUUUGGUGUGUUUUUCACAUAUUGCCUGGCUUCAGAAGAUUUAAUAUACCACAUAACGAGUCUUAUUGACCACUUUUAUGUUAUUUCUUAAUGCUGUUUAAUGGCAAGAGCUACAUAAUAUUUUCAGUUUUAUCAAAUAAUCACAGCAUACAGGUUUGGAAUGACAUGAGGGAGAGUGAAUAAUGACAGAAUUCCCAUUUUUGAAUGCACAAACAAAACACAGAACCUUUUGGCUGUAACAUUUUGGGUUUAUUUUUUGAAGGAGAGCCUCAUAUCAACUGAUGCACAGUCCCAAAAAAUGAAAGUUUCAGUCCUUACAAAACAAUAUAUGUCUUUGCAGCGCAGUCCAUAAAGCAUAAUGGAGUCGCCGUUGAGGUUUAUGGGAGAGUUGUUAUUGAUUGUGUUACAUUGUUGUGUUGUUGUACUAUAAAGCCAUUAACUAUUUUCAAUAUGAACUUAGUAUUUCAUGAAUAAUUAAAGAGGUUUAUGCCCAGUAUAGAUGACCAGAAGAGACAUACAUAGUUGAACUGGUCCCUUCAGUAAAUCAUUUUAUUCCAGUAUACAACAUAACUGAAAAAUGUCAGUUGAAAUAUUUAUUUUAUAGCUUUUUUACCGUUUUGUGUAUAUUUAUUUUAGUAAUGUUUCAAACGGGGGUUUUCUAAAUAGUGGUUGGUUAAUGUUUUCAAACAUUAUUUACAAUUUUUGAAAAACAAAAACGAUAUAAAAAUGAAUAUGUAAUAAUGUAAAUAUGAUGCUGAUGAUAAUGAUAAUAAUACAAAUAAUAGAAAUAUAAUUAAACCCAAAUAAGUAGGAUAAAGCAUGUGUUAAUUAAAUUUCCUUUAUUACAGCAUUUUUUUUCUCCAAAAUUGUAAAAAAAAAAUUGUUUCCAGUUGCAUAUGUGCUAAAAUGUUACACAACAUUCCAACUAAGAUGGUAUGCUUCCCAUUCCUCAUUUUGUGUUAAGAGAACAUUGUAAAAGCUCCUGCAAAGCAGACCAUGUCUCAGAGUCAGUGUUGUAUGCCUCUUCAGCCGUGGGUAGGAUUGUGUGGGCUGCCUCUGGAACUGCAUUUAAUAAAGCUGGUACGACCUGUGCCUGGCACCAUGGUGAAAAACACCAUCGAAUUAUUAUCAAUUUGCUUAAUGUUUAAGUCCGCUCUCUUCAUGCAAGAAACAUUCAUUCUCGACUGUCUUUCCCUGUGUGCGUUCAAAUAGGCAUAACCCAAGGUAUGCAUUUAAUGUGUACCGUAUGCGUUUCCUUUUGUCCAUGGGUAAAGUGUUAUGCUUUGUGUUUAAUUAACACGGUAAUACUACAGGGACGUGCAUGCAGGGAGGAGGCUGAGAAGUGUGAAUUAAUUAUGUUCAACAUCAGAAACUUGUAAGUCUGUUUACAUCUGCCCUAGUAAAUUCUUUUAAUAAACAGUAUUGAUGCUUCA
This is a messenger RNA of Carassius auratus (goldfish), 7042 nucleotides long. Its product is annotated as semaphorin-4G-like. Gene Ontology annotation, biological process: axon guidance; semaphorin-plexin signaling pathway; positive regulation of cell migration. Gene Ontology annotation, molecular function: chemorepellent activity; semaphorin receptor binding. The coding region runs from base 338 to 2941 and encodes 867 amino acids. The transcript is spliced from 15 exons. Gene Ontology annotation, cellular component: plasma membrane. Lineage: Eukaryota; Metazoa; Chordata; Actinopteri; Cypriniformes; Cyprinidae. The record is from RefSeq and is a predicted model, not a curated record.